AUGCAGCAGCAGCAGCAGCAGCAGCAGCAGCAGAAAGCAGCAUUAGCAGAAGCAGCAGCAGCAGCAGCAGCAGCAGAAAGCAGCAGCAGCAUUAGCAGAAGCAGCAGCAGCAAGAUGAGCGUGUACAAGGGCGCAGCAGCAAAGCGUGUCUUGGCGCCUUCCGCGCUGCUGCCUGCUGCUGCUGCAGUGGCUGUUGCUGCGCUCCCCUCAGCAGUGUCCUCCCCCCCCGCAGCAGCAGCAGCAGCAGCAGCAGCAGCAGCAGCAGCAGCAAUGCUGCUCGAGGACUGCUGGCCAAGCGACGCACUAGACCCCACAACUCUGGGAUCGAUCGAUCCCAUCCUGGGAUCGAUCGACUCCAGGUUUUCGUUUGCCCGCAGAAAGCCAACUGAAGAAUUUUCCUUUUCCAAUUCUGCUGCCAACUCCAUCUCAAGUGCCUCCAGCUGCAGCAGCAGCAGCAGCAGCAGAAGCAGCAGCAAGUGGAGGGAGCACUCCGGCGCGGAGCAGCAGCACCAGCACCAGCAACAGCAGCACAUGAGCAGCAGCAGCAGCACCGUCGCCAGAACUGCAGCAGCAGCAGCAGCAGCAGCAGCAGCAGCAGCAGCAGCAGCAGCAGCAAACAGCAGCAGCAGCAGCAAACAGCAGCAGCAGCAGCAGCAGCAGCAGCAGCAGCAGCAGCAGCAAACAGCAGCAGCAUUGCAGCAGCAUUGCAGCAGCAUUGCAGCAGCAUUGCAGCAGCAUUGCAGCAGCAUUGCAGCAGCAUUGCAGCAG
Molecule: messenger RNA, 768 nt
Organism: Eimeria necatrix
Lineage: Eukaryota; Apicomplexa; Conoidasida; Eucoccidiorida; Eimeriidae
Exons: 3
Source: RefSeq, a predicted model, not a curated record